Messenger RNA from Chanos chanos (milkfish), 2695 nucleotides. It is a transcript of the gene dele1, whose product is annotated as DAP3 binding cell death enhancer 1. NCBI's taxonomy places the organism in Eukaryota, Metazoa, Chordata, Actinopteri, Gonorynchiformes, Chanidae. Gene Ontology annotation, cellular component: mitochondrion. Gene Ontology annotation, biological process: extrinsic apoptotic signaling pathway via death domain receptors. The transcript has 12 exons. The coding region runs from base 144 to 1742 and encodes 532 amino acids. Gene Ontology annotation, molecular function: protein binding. The record is from RefSeq and is a predicted model, not a curated record.
GCAUGCUGGUUAUUGAAAGACUGGCAAUCAUCUACCGUUCAGUCAAAAUGAAGCCUAGGUAAAUGAGGAAUAACGACGAGGAAAUUGCUCAUUUUAGAGCGAAUGAAACACGCAAAGAGUAGAGCAUAACUGCUACAUCCGAAAUGUGGCGAAUUCAUGGUUUUGUGAGUAGAGUCUUGAGCCGUUACCAUGGGAACAGUCAGUUGCGGUUGUCUCAGGGUCACCAUGUCGAGGAUGAGGUUAUCAACAGCUCCACCGUCCUGUCCUCUGGGCGCCAUGCCUCUGACAGCAGUUCUCAGAGAGGGGAAGAUGAGGAUCAGAGAAAGAGAAGAAGAACCACUCGAUUCUGCUAUACUGGACUCCCUCGGUACACCGCCCUGGACGCAGUGGGCUGGGGAGCAGCUGCAGUUCUGUUUAUGCAGCUCUGUAGGCGUAUCCACUCUCAGUUUUCUACAGCGAAUGAACAGAACUGCCCGUUCCGUCAGAGGGAACCGGGCCCUAUCCAGAAAUAUGGCUACAGGAUUCUACUGGACAUCUUAUCAAGACGAGAUGUGCUCCCCAGAGGUGUAUCUUGUCUGAGAGGGGUGCCAGACACUGAAGAGCAGGGAAGCGGCAGUAGCAUUGGCAGUAGCACUGGCAGCAGCGGUGGCAGUAGUAAUGGCAGUAGUGCCAGUAGGAACACUAGUACUGAUGGAGACUCUACCCAGGAUUUUCAGCCAACCUGCAUUACUCCUUCCCACCAGCAGGAGGAGCCUCUGCCUGACUACUCAUUCUCAUGUCAACUGCCUCAAGAAGAACCUUUUUCAGAUUCCAGUCUCCGACAGAGCGAAAUUCGUGCCGAGAAAUCGACAGAAAAUGUGACUCUCUCUCCUAAUGAAAGCGUAACAGAGGCUGCUGAGAACCUGAGGCAUGUGGGUGACUCCAGCAUACCCAUAAUUCUCAACAUCAUCGGCCUGGAGAGUGUGAAGGCAGGAGACUAUGAAACAGCGUUUUGUUGUUUCCUGGCAUCAGCACAGCAGGACUACAGUAAAGCCCAGUUUAACACAGCCGUUUGUUAUGAGAAAGGUCACGGGGUCGACAAAGAUCACACCCAGGCAUUGCACUAUUACAGAUGUGCGGCAGAGGCAGGCCACAGACAGGCUCAGUAUCGUUGCGCUAAACUCCUCCUGAACAGCAGAGGGCAGAAGAGUGCUGAAGACACUCAGACUGCCAUGACACUGCUGCACAGAGCUGCCGCUGCAGGCCUCACAGAGGCUCAGUUGUAUUUGGGUGUGUUGUUGUAUGAGGACCCAGACAGUGAUGAGAGGAAGUCAGUGAAGUAUUUCAGAAUGGCAGCUCAGAGUGGGGACACUAAGGGGCUGUGCUACCUGGGUCAGUGCUAUGAACAUGGAUUUGGUGUCACUCAGUGUUUCAACACAGCAGUGGGUUUGUACCAGCAAGCUGCAGCAGCAGGAAACAAACAGGCCCAGAAUAUGCUGAGAUCUCUACACCGCAGACAAGAGGAUGCAGUUUUGCGCACAAUUCGCUCAGCUCCCUGUCUAUCAUUGAUGGAUCAGCUGCAUUUGAGUGCCAUGUUUCCUGCUACAGAGGUGGGACCAAAUACAGAGCAUGCCUCUGAUUGGCCCAUCCAGUCACUUCCCCAUUCCUGGAGUACAGGAAAUCUGAGAAUCCCACCUCCUGUAACAACCCACGCAAUCAGCAACGACAAUACUCAUUUUGGAUGGACUGUAGGACUUGGAUAGCACAGAAUUGUAUCAUAGAUACAAACAAACACAUAACAGUGAUUAAUAUCACUGAUACAUACACCCACCUGCUCAAAUCCACAUUACUAACACACAUACAUUCAUCAAUUUGCAUCACACAUGCACACACAGAGACUAAUAUGCAUUACAGAUACACAAACGCAAACAAAUUCGACAUUACAGAUUGACAGACAUAUAAAUCAAAUUCACAAAAAUGAUUAACAUACAGAAAUUGAAGCUGUAGAUACACACACACGCACACACACAAUUGUGGUGGAGGGCUACUACAGCUACAUGUAUGCUACGCAAAUGCACAUGCAGGUAGACGCACAAAACACAGUUUUGUCUGUGUUAUUAGAUUGUAAAUGAGGAAACUCUAAAAUGUCAUUGGUUUGCUCUUGGUAAGCUUGAGUUCCCAGAGUGUUAUGAAUGGAUGUCAUAUUAUCCUUCUUGUUGAGGUCAGUUGUUUAAACGCUGAGCUGCAUGAUUGAGCAGUGACUUGUUUUUUUGUUUGUCUCUUCUUUUCUUCUUUUUUGCAGUUUUUUUUCUUUGUGUAAGCCAGACUGAAGGACAAUAACUGAGAUUAAAAUGUGAAUGAUGUGUUUCAGUUCUGAACCGUGAAUGACACGGUAGUAAGAGUGUGUGUAUGUGGUUUCUGGCUUUUUUGUAACAUGUCUGAUGGAGUAUUUUUUUAUUGCUGUUUGUGUUCUUUUGGUCUUGCAUGAUCAAAAGUAGGAUAAGGGCGAAAACAAUCCAUAUUUUUAGUGUUUUUAUGUAGAAAUACGAGUCUGGAUGUGCCUUUGGACCUUGUUCUGCCCCUGAAACAGUUAUGGUGAAGUCUUUGGCAUGUAGAUUGAGCAAAAAUAAUUGGGUUACAAGGCAGACUGUUUAAAACUGUGCUAUAAUCAGGAGAGAGAAAAAUCUCUCCGCAUGAAAGUAAAAUUUUUGUUUGU